GCUAUCUUCCCGCGACUAGGCCGGCUGGCGGCGGCGGCGUUUCCUGGUGACCGAGGCGGGGCGCCGAGGAGAUGGGCAGCCGAGAGGUGCUGGGCCAGGCGGCCCGGCUGGCCUCCUCCGGUCUGCUCCUGCAGGUGUUGUUUCGAUUGAUCACCUUUGUCUUGAAUGCAUUUAUUCUUCGCUUCCUGUCGAAGGAAAUCGUUGGCAUAGUGAACGUGAGGCUAACACUGCUUUACUCGACCACCGUCUUCCUGGCCAGAGAGGCCUUCCGUAGAGCAUGUCUGAGUGGGGGUGCCCAGCGAGACUGGAACCAGACCUUCAACCUCUUGUGGCUAACGGUCCCCCUGGGUAUGUUUUGGUCCUUGCUCCUGGGCUGGGUGUGGUUACAGUUGCUGGAAGUGCCUGAUCCUAAUGCCGUCCCCCACUAUGGAAGUGGAGUGGUGUUGUUCGGUCUUUCGGCUGUGGUGGAGCUUCUGGGAGAGCCCUUCUGGGUCUUGGCACAAGCACAGAUGUUUGUCAAGCUCAAGGUGAUUGCUGAGAGCCUGUCGGUCAUCCUCAAGAGUGUCCUGACAGCUUUUCUUGUGCUAUGGUCGCCUCACUGGGGGCUAUACAUUUUCUCUUUGGCCCAGCUUUUCUAUACUGCAGUUCUGGUGCUCUGCUAUGUUAUUUAUUUCACAAAGUUAUUGGGCUCCUCAGAAUCAACCAAGCAACAGACUCUUCCUGUCUCCAGAAUGACAGAUAUGUUACCCAGUAUGACAAGAAGUAGAGCUUUUGUAAAUUGGAAAGAGGCUAAACUGACUUGGAGUUUUUUCAAACAGUCUUUCUUGAAGCAGAUUUUGACAGAAGGCGAGCGAUAUGUAAUGACCUUUUUGAACGUGUUAAAUUUUGGCGAUCAGGGUGUAUACGAUAUAGUGAAUAAUCUUGGCUCCCUUGUGGCCAGAUUAAUUUUCCAGCCAAUAGAGGAGAGUUUUUACAUAUUUUUCGCCAAGGUGCUAGAGAGAGGAAAGGACGCCACACUUCAGAAGCAGGAGGACAUGGCUGUGGCCGCCACCGUGUUGGAGUCCCUGCUCAAGCUGGCCCUGCUGGCCGGCCUGACCAUCACCAUUUUUGGCUUUGCCUAUUCUCAGCUGGCUUUGGAUAUCUAUGGAGGAGUCAUGCUUAGCUCUGGAUCAGGUCCUGUUUUGCUGCGUUCCUACUGUCUCUACGUCCUCCUGCUUGCCAUCAACGGAGUGACCGAGUGUUUCACAUUUGCUGCCAUGAGCAAAGAGGAGGUCGACAGGUACAAUUUCACAAUGCUGGCCCUAUCAUCUGCAUUCCUGGUGUUAUCCUACCUCCUGACCCAGUGGUGUGGCAGUGUGGGUUUCAUCUUGGCCAACUGCUUUAACAUGGGCAUUCGGAUCACACAGAGCCUUUGCUUCAUCCACCGCUACUACCGAAAGAGCCCUCAUAGGCCCCUGGCGGGUUUGUGCCUAUCACCGGCCCUCCUCGGAGCAUUCGCCCUCAGUGGUGGGAUUACUGGUAUUUCUGAGGUGUUGCUUUGCUGUGAGCAGGGCUGGCCAGCCAGGCUGGCGCACAUUGCCGUGGGGGCCCUUUGCUUGGGAAUGACUGUUGGGACAGCGUUCCUCACAGAGACCAGGCUGAUCCACUUUGUUAGGACUCAGUUAGGUGUGUCCAGACUGGCUGACAAAACCUUGUGACCGCAGAGGCGUGGACACCUGUGGCACCUGGACCAGCCACAGGGCAGUUUUGUGCAGGUGCAGAAGAGCCCUGCUGGGGGUCUGCAGUGGAGUAGGACUGACCCAGGCAGGUGACACGUCGGAGAGCUGCCGGAUGAACACUGUCCGUUCGAACCUCCCAACGGGAAGGAGGAGCUCCGCUUCUAAGGGAAGACCAAAAAGCUCUUUUAAAAUCAAUACGUUAUUUUUGUCACCAGUCUGUUCUAAUCAGUAUUUUUCCCUUUGAUUAAUGUAUUCCUUUCUGCUGUGAUUGACCUAAGGUGCCACACACACCAGCAAACUAUCUCCUGGACGUUAUAGUUAACAUCCUGGCCCGGAAACAGAUGUGGCCACUUGACCCUUCACAGGAACAUGGAACUUACUCCGUAAGAGAAGGAAGGAGACCUGAUGUUAUGCACCAAAUUAGAACAGAGAUGGCCCUGGAGUUGUGGCUUUCCCCAUGUCAGCACUGUGGUCUGGGUUUUUAGAGAGGGAACAACGUUCCUCAAUGAGAAACCCAAGAAAUGAAAACGCGGAGUCUUUUGGGUCGCAUUUCCCGGAGUUAGCUAGGAGGAGUCACACACCUCAUCUUGGCUGCUGUGCACCCCAGACCACGGUUUCCAGAUUCAUUGCAGGCUGGCUCAAGACCCCCAGCUUGGCCCCCUGCAAGAAGGCUCUGAGGGAGCGGUGACCCGGUGUGAGCUUCCUUGGCCCCUGAAGGGAGCGCUGCUCUCGCGGAGAUUGCACAGAUGGCAGCUGAGGCAGAAGUGGGGUAUUUUUUUCCUUCAGAAUAAAAUGGGGUGCUUUCUGUGUGGCAAGCCCCUCCCUCCGACCCAUUGCUUCCAGCACUUCUCAGUAACCCUGAAUGCCAGCUUCCGGACAAGAGUGGCAGGCCUGGGGAUCUGGUCCUCCAGAUGAUGGUCUGAGCCCUGCAUCCCGCACCCUCCAGCCAGCAGGCAACAUCAUCGGGCAUCGUUCUCAGGUGGCAAAGCAUUUUUCUUCUUUCACUAAUAUAUUAAUUCCUUUUGGGUAUCAUUGA
Leopardus geoffroyi (Geoffroy's cat) is the source of this 2754-nucleotide messenger RNA. RefSeq names its product RFT1 homolog (gene RFT1). Lineage: Eukaryota; Metazoa; Chordata; Mammalia; Carnivora; Felidae. Gene Ontology annotation, cellular component: endoplasmic reticulum membrane. The record is from RefSeq and is a predicted model, not a curated record. The coding region runs from base 72 to 1697 and encodes 541 amino acids. Gene Ontology annotation, biological process: glycolipid translocation; dolichol-linked oligosaccharide biosynthetic process. The transcript is spliced from 13 exons.